AUGUUGCUCCUGACUGCUUGGGCCACCGCGCGACCUCUCGUUCCGUUAUCUCUGGCGCUUGUUAACGUUACCUGCACUCACAGCACACGACCUCUCGUUCCGGUAUUUUCAAUGUUUGUCUGCGAAGGACCAUUCGUUCCGUGUUUUUUUUCUGCGCUUGUCAACAGCCUCGAUAUCUUCUGCGUUCAACCAACCGUUCUGGCACCUACUAUGCAUAUCAGUCAUUUUCUGUCGCAUACUGAUCUUCUCCGGAGUUCAUCGGCAUCAUACUUUCAAAAGCAAUCGUGCUGGUUGUAUACCACUCUUCUCCUGAACACAUCGGAUUUUUCUACGCCCUGCAAUCGUCACUAUUCUUUCCUAACUGAAGUGUUCAUAUCUAUCUAUCUAUCUAUCUAUCUAUCUAUCUAUCUAUCUAUCUAUCUAAUAAUAGUGAUCCCGUUUCACUGUUUCGUAGAUGGUAUCUGUUCAUUAGCGGGGUUAAUCUGCGAAACUUUUAGUCGGGAAGAUAAGUGUCGAACAUUUUCAUUUGUUUGGUAUCUAUCUGUCUAUCUAUCUAUCUAUGUAUCUAUCAUGUACCUAAUUAUAUAUACAUGUCAUCAUUUCUUUCCCCUUUUUAUCUUUUUUAUUUUUAUCAUUUCCCCUUUCUUUCCUUUUCAUCAUUUCCCUCUCUUUCUUUUUCAUCAUUUCCCUCUCUUUCUUUUUCAUCAUCUUCUCUCUCUUUCCUUUUCAUUAUUUUCCCUCUCUUUCCUUUUGAACAUUUUCCCUCUCUUUCCUUUUCAUCAUCUUUCUUUUUUUCUUUUUCACCAUUUUCCCUCUGUUUCAUUUUCAUCAUUUUCCCUCUCUUUCCUUUUGAACAUUUUCCCUCUCUUUCCUUUUGAACAUUUUACCUCUUUCCUUUUCAUCAUUUUACCUCUGUUUCUUUUUCAUCAUUUUUUCCUCCCUUUAUUUUUAUUUCAUUAUUUCUGUUUUCCUCUUUUCUUUUCUUUUCACCAUGUUUUCUGUCAUUUUUUCUCACCGUUUCUUUCUUCUCUUUUUUCUUGUUACUGUAUACAUUUAUUUCCUUCAAUCUAUCUAUCUAUCUAUCUAUCUAUCUAUCUAUCUAUCUAUCUAUCUAUCUAUCUAAGCCUGUAUAUCUUUCUUGGUUCUGCUUAUCUGUAUCGACUCACGGUUUAA
Acanthosepion pharaonis is the source of this 1173-nucleotide messenger RNA. The record is from the annotation of a GenBank genome assembly. NCBI's taxonomy places the organism in Eukaryota, Metazoa, Mollusca, Cephalopoda, Sepiida, Sepiidae.